AUGGCCGAUCACAAGGCUCUUCCUGUUUUUGCUUUUAUCGAAGAGCCAAUUCAGCUCAGAGAGCUGCGACAGUAUCUUAAUAAUGUUGGGGCUAAACUAGCGGAGGAUGGUCCUCAAGAUGUAUCCAGCAAUUUGAUUGAAAUAUGUGCCGGUCUACAUGUUAUGAAUAAAUGUACUAACCCUCCUGAGGUGGAUUUCAUUUUGAGUUCUGUUUGUUCACUUAUUGUGUCAAUUCCUGUUGAGCGAGCAGCCGAAGUAGUCUCUGCCUUCUGCAAGGCUGUUAACCCUAGUGUUUUCAAGGGUACAGGAUGGACUAGCAAUGCUGGCUUCUCUGUUCGUGUUCUAUCGAAUAUUUUCCGUGGGUUCGCCGCUCAUGCAACUAUUCAAGAAGAGGUAUACAGAAGCUUGGUAGCAAUGUGCUCUGAAUCUAGACUUAUUGGUGAGCUGGAUUGUUCUGUUGAGGCUCUCGAGAAACAGUUUUCUCGCUGGAAUACAAGCACUGAAGGUAAAAGAGAUAUUUUGCGUCUUGUUCAUUUGGCACUACUGAAUGACCAACGUGCUGAUCAAGCGGCGAAGAUUAUGAUCAUGCUUCUUGGUACCUACACUGAGACCGAUGCUGGAUCUGCGGCUGAAGAUGCUGCAGAAUGUGUCCGUACAGCAGUUGUUGACCCUAAAUCAUUCUCUUUCGAUCACUUGCAGCGAUUAAGUGCUGUUAAAGCACUGAAAAAAUCAGAUCCACUCAUGUAUUCAGGGCUCGAACUGUUCAUCUCGGGCACUUUGAAAGAUUAUAAAGCAUUUGUCAAAACGAACCCCGAUUUCGUCACCAAGAAAUUAAGAGUAGAUGAAGAUGUUAUCAUGAAGAAAAUUCGUCUUCUGACGCUCAUGACCAUAGCGGAAAAUAACAACGCCAUUGGAAUGAAUGAACUAGGAGCUCAGCUGGAUUUAUCUCCAGACGACGCACUUGAAGAAUUCAUCAUCGAAGCUAUCCAAGUUAACGCCAUCUCGGGAAAAAUUAAUGAAAUGACUAGAGAACUAGUUGUCUCAUCUUCGCAACAUCGCGAAUUUGGACGUGAUCAAUGGGUGACUCUACAAAAACGACUCCAAGGGUUGAUUGCAAACUUGAGGCAGGCUCAUUCUAAUAUUAAAUCUGUCAACCAACAAAUCGAUGAAGUGGCAGCUUGA
Messenger RNA from Auanema sp. JU1783, 1182 nucleotides. The record is from the annotation of a GenBank genome assembly. NCBI's taxonomy places the organism in Eukaryota, Metazoa, Nematoda, Chromadorea, Rhabditida, Rhabditidae.